Molecule: messenger RNA, 1361 nt
Organism: Xyrichtys novacula (pearly razorfish)
Lineage: Eukaryota; Metazoa; Chordata; Actinopteri; Labriformes; Labridae
Source: the annotation of a GenBank genome assembly
AUGAUGCACCCUCUGCGCAAGUGUCUGCCUCUUUAUCUCCUCAUAUGUCUUGGACUUCAUCAUGGUAAGAAUUUUACAUUUCUUAAUUUGUCUCAAAAUCAAAAAUAUUCCUGUCACUCAUCUUUUUUAUUUCUACAUUCACAGCUCUGAGUGCUAGAAUCAUACCUUGUCAAAAGGUCCCAGAAAACCAAAUGCAGCACAUGGUCUCCUUGCAGAACGAUGCAGGUAAACAUGUCUGUGGAGGAUUUCUCAUCAGGGAAGAUUAUGUGCUGACUGCUGCACACUGUGCUGAUCAGUAAGUAACAACAAAAUAAUAGCAAACCAGGCUAACAUUCAACAAAAACAUGGACCAGAUUUGAAUACCCCAUUUAACUCCCUGGUUUUUAUUUUAUUUUUUUUCUGCAUGCUUUGGAAAGUCUCUGUUAACCUUUUUAUGUUGACUUUCUUAGGAGACCCACAAGUGUUGUUCUGGGCACCCACAAUCUCAGGAAGGUUGAUAAUAACGCAAUGAGAAUCCGAGUGGAGCCAUGCAAGCAUCCAUUGUAUACAAAUGUCGGUUCUGGUCAUGACAUCAUGCUCCUCAAAGUAAGUAUUUAAUAAUCCAUCCUAGAGCCCCAGGGGAAAAAUAAUCUUGAGGUAAAUUUUUUUGUACAUUUUAAAAUCUUUACUUUAAUUUACCCUAAAAUGUUCAAGUUUUCUUCAAAUUUUGACCAGCUGAACUAAAUCCACAAUUAAAAAAAAAAAAAGAAAUCCCAGAGGGACUGAUGCUGAAGUGUUUAUAUCUGUGUGCUCACUACUUUUUGAUUUUGCCUCCUUGUGUCUCCAGCUGUUGAAGACAGCUACGCUGGGCAAAACAGUGCAACUGGUUCAACUUCCACAAUCUGGCUUCAACAUCAAAGACAACACAAAGUGCCGUGUUGCUGGUUGGGGUUACACAACAACUGUUGGUCAACCAGUUGAUGAGCUUCAAGCAACUGAUGUAAAUGUCAUUAACCUGGAAACCUGUAAGAAGAUAUGGUGGGAGAAGCCUUACUCCUUCAAACUCCCCGCCAAUGUUAUCUGUGCUGGUGGAUAUGGCACAACACAUGGUUUCUGUCGGGUAUGUUUUGUGUUCGUCUAAAAUACUUCGUCUUCUCUUGGUUAAACGGUCAGAAGUCACUGUUAUAUCAACUGAUCUUGAUUCUUCCUCACAGGGUGAUUCUGGAGGCCCCCUGGUGUGUGGUGACACAGCUGUUGGUGUUGUGUCGUUCAACUGUCAUGGUAAUUGUGACUACCCGAAUGUUCCCAAUGUCUACACAGAUGUAUCUAAAUACGUUCCCUGGAUUAGAAAGAUACUGGCGCAGAGGAGCUGUUACGCAUGA